AUGCACAUUAGAGUAAACAUAAGUGGAAUAUGUGAACACAACUGGCAGUGCAAUGGAACAGAAUUGGCAAAUGUUUGUGAUGACCGGUUAUGUGUAUGCAAUUCAGGAUACAUACAAAAUGAAAAGAAGUGCCACAAAGUAAAGGUAAACAUUAGUGGCAUAUGUGAGCACAACUGGCAAUGCAAUGGAACAGAAUUUGCAAAUGUUUGUGAUGACCAGUUAUGUGUAUGCAAUCCAGGAUACAUACAAAAUGAAAAGAAGUGCUACAAAGACACCAAUGGAGUGACGCUCGGGACACUGUUUGGCGGGUUAAUGCUUGGUGUGAUUGUUAUUGCUGUCAUCACGACUCUUACGUACAGAAGAUUAAAAUUUCCAACCAGAAAAAUACAGGACCCUGACGUUAAGUUUGCAGACAAUAGAACAUACGGUACUGCCAGGGGAUGUCAAACUUCUUUUUUAAACAAUACAAAGCAAAAGGUUGCAACGGUAUCCAUAUACUCUUUUGCGAAAGAAACGCCAGGAUGCAAUUUGCCUGGAAAACAACAAAAUGAACGGACCGAAGACGUUUACAAUCAUUUACACGAACAAACAGAACACGAUGACGACACUUACGACCACGCAUGCACUGCACCAAAUCAUGGUACAGAUCUCUCUGAAUACAGUCAUUCACGUGAUAUCGCUACUGUUCAAUCUACAUCACCAUUUCUAGAUGGAGGCGACUAUUCUACAUUAGGGCAAUGAAUAAGCAGAGAUUGUCAACAGUUGAGUUUUCAUGAAUAUGUUAAUUGAUAUUAAUUGCAACUCAAAUGGUCUUCUUAAUGGGAUCCGCCUGAGACUUACUUGAAUAUUGAACUUUUGUAUUUUAUAUUUGGUUUGAGAAAAAAAUAUUAUACACGGAUUUUAUUUCAACAGAGUUUUGGUGAUAUAUUUUUAUUUUCAUGCAUGAAUUACAAAGUAACCUUCAAUGAAAAUGAAAGAUAUUUUUCAAAAAUAUAUUUCAUGUAGAUGCAUGUGGUAUGUUAUAAUUGCUAUAUAUUCAUCCUUAAUUUACAAAAUUAAUAUAACCUUUCAUGUCGAUGAACAAUACAUGUAUAUUAUUAAUUCACUGUAUGAAAAUGAUGUUUGUUCGCAGUUUGACAUAAAUUCAAAGAACGUACUAUACUUAACAUAUACGUUGUAGUAUAUAAUUCAUAUCACAUUUCCUAUAUUUUAAAUAUAUUAUGUUUAAUCAUUUACUGCAAAUGAACAUACUGUGGUUUCAUCAAUAUUCGUUGAAUACCAAUUUUCGUGGAUUUCGUUGUUAAGUUGAUCCACGAAAUUUAAUGUUCAUUGAAGUGCAAUAUCUAUUAACAUUUUGUAUUGAUAGGGUCAUUGGCCACGAAUUUACAUAUCCUUGAAACUGUGAUUUUCACUUUAUCCACGAAAAUUGAUACCCUUGAAUAAUAAUGAAACCACAGUUAUACAUGUACAAGCUUAUGAUUGUAUGGGAGUAUCAAAGUUGGACAAACACACUCAUACGAAAAGAGACUAUAGUCUGUCCCAAGUUAUUGCUUCCAUCAAUGUUUGAUGAUUUGUAAUAAAAAUACACAUACCUGUGAAAGAAAUACAAUUGAAAUCGAUGAAAGGGAAUAUAUCCAAGAUAUCUUUAUUCAACAAUUAUCCCUUUUCACUCAUAAAAUUUCACAGGAACGAAAACAAUUUUCUUACGGAGAUUUAUAAUGCGAAAUGUUUACAUCUUUUCUCCAUUCGGAAGUACGCGGGAUACCUCGCGCAAUUUUUUAACGUUAUCAUCCGGGCUUAUUAAUGGCUGAUGCAAUGCAAAAUAUCCGUAGACUUUCAAUUUUGGGAUGUGUAUUGAAACCUGAAGCGGUAGAGAGGGCGUUUCAAAACAGAUAAUUUAGACAUUUUUCAUAUUAGUGGAUGAACGUAGCUUGAGCACAAAUGUAUUUACUAUUAUUAAAAUAUCAAGCAAAAAGUGGUGGAAGCAAAAAUUCGGGACAGAGUAUAGUGUGUUUUUCAUAUAGUAUGCAACCAAGUUGUAAAAUAUGCGUCGGAGUACCUAAUAUGACUAUAUACAUUUUGGAAACGAGAUAGAUACAUAGGUCAGUUUUCAAGGUCUUGUUAACAUGUUAUCAUUUUAUCAUGAAAUUAGUAAAAAAAAAUUAAGAAAAAAGGAAUGUUUUAAAUAUUUCAUUUAACAAACAAAGGUGAAUGAACAAUCAGGCAAUAUUAUAA
This is a messenger RNA of Magallana angulata, 2235 nucleotides long. RefSeq lists its product as uncharacterized. The coding region runs from base 1 to 741 and encodes 246 amino acids. The transcript is spliced from 6 exons. Lineage: Eukaryota; Metazoa; Mollusca; Bivalvia; Ostreida; Ostreidae. The record is from RefSeq and is a predicted model, not a curated record.